Messenger RNA from Daphnia magna, 2564 nucleotides. Its product is annotated as popeye domain-containing protein 3. Lineage: Eukaryota; Metazoa; Arthropoda; Branchiopoda; Diplostraca; Daphniidae. The record is from RefSeq and is a predicted model, not a curated record. The transcript is spliced from 11 exons. Gene Ontology annotation, molecular function: cAMP binding. Bases 1120 to 2310 code for a protein of 396 amino acids. Gene Ontology annotation, cellular component: sarcolemma.
UAUCCCUUGGUUUGCUUUCCCUCGUUCCCUGUGUAGUUGAAAUUCAGGAUGUCUUUAGUUUUCUUUUCUUUGAAUUUAUUUAGACUUUUUGUUUUGUUUUAGAAAGAGAAGAUAAGGAAAGUAUUCCUCUUUUGGAUGGAGCAAACAUCUGCUUUAUGGAAGUAGCUAACCAUACAACCAAAUUCAAAAGGUCGCAUAUGUUUUGUAAGAACUGAUUUUUGCUUCGAAAACCAAAGGACACUUAAUCGCCCAUGUUAGUAAAAAACUCGCUCCAAAAUCUGCCAUGAGUUUCAAUGAAUUUUCCACAUCAUCACCAACUCACAUUUUUAGAUCCAGCACCCAUGUUCAAGGGUAAAAUGUGUUUCGAAACUGCUAUUUUUGGCAUUGGCCUACUGCACCAUUUGUGGGGUGAAAGCUGAUGAUCCAAUUGAUGAUUAUGCUAGGAUAACUAUAUUUGUUACCUUUAUUUUUCCAUUUAUGAUCUUCAUCAAAACAAACUGAUUUGAUAUUCCUUUUUCACAGAAACUUGGGGACAAGUUGGAAGAGGAAAAAAAUAGAUUUUGAAGAGACCGAUCCCCAAAUCAGUACUUUCUAAAGUAAGAUUGCAUAAUACCCUUAUGGGAACCACAAGGUUUUUUUUUUUUUUUCUGCAUGAAAUCUUACUGAAGUAAGACAGUUAUCCUGAAACAACUGCAAAGCAAGAUUCAUUGGUUCACAGCAAUAAUGGCUUUGGAGAGAAUCUUCAUGCGUUGUAUGGAGGGAACCGAACGGAAGAGAUCCUGUGACUGCAUUUUAUAACGAAAUUUAAUAACAUGAUUUUAAUUCGAAUGGUUUCUCUCGGCAACAGAUGAAUAUCGAUCUUGUCGGAAUCCUAUUCGAAGAUCGUGUGUGACUUGCCAUAUAUUGUCCAUCAGGUCACUUUACCCAAGGAGUUUGGAAAGCCGCAAAGAUAGUGGAUGUCGGAAAGGCUAAGAGUAGCAAAUGCGCGACUUGUGUCGUUUACAACGAUUAUAAACCCCGCAGCCCCUAUUUCUUUACCGAUUGCCGCUGUGAAAAAGGAAAAAAAAAAACAAGGAAACAAUGCGGUGAAAACAAGAAUGCAGUCCACAAAGAGAAUUAAUGUACAUUUGUGGUAUCGCAAGUGAAUCACAGUCAAACUGGAGUAUUGAUGAUUCUAGCAAAAUCAAGCCGAUUAUGUUUGACGAAGACGAGAUUUACCCAGAAAUGUCAGACAUUGAUAGCCAGCGUAAUCGAUAUCAUUUUGUUGGAGAAGAGUGGCGUUUGAGUCAAAUUGAUGGCAAAUCAUUUUCGCUGGAUCUCCAGAUAAACGAGAGCAACAGCACGAGCAACGCAAGUUCAAUUGCAGCAAAAGGGGAUGCUGUUUGGCCUUGUUUUUAUACGGGCUGUUUGUGGCUGCCCAUCAAUCACAUUUCGUUCCAGUUUGCCCACGUUUUUCUCUGUCUGUCUUACUUGGCACCACCCGGACUUUAUGGACUCAUUUACCUACGUCUGGUGUUGGCCAUUGGGUCUGCGCUAUUGGCUGCUUGGGCUUGUUUCAUCAUAUGCGCAUUUGACACUUUCAUCUGGAACAGCCUCUUCCUCCUCGUCAAUGCUGUACAUGCUGUUGUACUGAUUAUCUCACUGCGAACAGUACAUUUUGGGCCACAAAUGGAACAGGUGUAUGGGGACAUCUUCCAGCCGCUGAAAGUGUCGAAGAGACAAUUUAAAGCCGUGGCCAAAUGCCUCACCUCCAUCCGGCUCAUGAAAAGAGGCGAAUGCUUUUCCGUUGAAAAGGAAACGAAAGUUGAAACACUUUCUCUUUUGCUGUCCGGCAGGAUGUUGGUUAGCCAAAAUGACAAAAUGCUUCACUUUAUUCACCCAAUGCAAUUCCUCGACUCCUCAGAUUGGUUUCAAGUUUCUUCUGACGACAUUUUUCAAGUGAGUAUCCGAGCUUGCGAAGAAUCACGGGUGUUGCUUUGGCAUCGUGAUAAGCUGAGAGUGAUCCUUCAAAAGGAUGCCUUCCUGCAAUCAGUUUUACAUGAAAUUCUGGGUCGCGACGUCGUUCGGAAACAUUGCCAGGUGAGAGAAAAAGUUGCCAGUUAUAAUGGAAGCCCACUAUUCAAAACGAACCUCAUGAAUAAUAUGUUGUUUGUUGAAAGCGAGAAACCGUUGAACCUUUUGUCAGCAUUUAAUCCGAAAAAUGCGAAUAAAGUCGACAAAAGUUUGGAAAAUGCUUAUAAACUUUUACAGAUAAAGCAAGAGCUCGCCGAUAGCCAACAGACAAUCAGCAAUCCGAUGAACACCCUCUAGUCAUUUGGUUCUGCUUUUGCAUGUGCGGGAAAUGCCGGAUAUUUUACCGUUCCAAAAUGGUAGACAAUACUUGGGCAUGUUUAGAGGAACAAUUCGCUUAACCAUUACCAUGAAUUGCUCUUUUUGCAGAUUUAGAAGGAAAAAUUAUGAGAGUCCCUCGGGAAAUCCCUUUGCUAUUUUUCAAUUUUUUUGUAGUUUUUCCUAAAAACUCUAAAUAAUUAAAUAAACGUACGUACGUACGACUAUUCCUUAAA